Molecule: messenger RNA, 405 nt
Organism: Didymodactylos carnosus
Lineage: Eukaryota; Metazoa; Rotifera; Eurotatoria; Philodinida; Philodinidae
Source: the annotation of a GenBank genome assembly
AUGGACAAACUGUACGAUGAACUAUGUAAUAUUCAGUCAACAUAUAUUGAAUUAAAGAAGAAAAGUGUUUCAGUACAUGAGCAAAUACAAUCAUUUUUAGGCAAAGAUAAACAAAAAAUUAAAAAUGAUAUGAAUCAACAAGAAAUAGAUGAUGAUGAAAUGACAACUGAGGAAGAAGAAAUAGCCGAACCGAAACGAAUAUAUCCAGAUCAAUUGUGGAUAUAUUUAUUCUAUGUGCACGAAAAUCAAACUCCAAAUUUGACACAAUUAGUUUCAUUUUGUUUUUCAAUUCCAAUAUCAAAUGGCUAUUGUGAAGGUGUCUUUAAUCAUUUGAAGCAUGCAUGGACAAAUACAAGGCACAAAAUGUCUCCCGAGUUAAUUUCAGCAGAACUGAAAUCAGAUUGA